UUCCUCCUGCGCUCUGCUCUGCUUUGCUUGCUUGGUCUACUUCCCCAACUCCCCCCGAAAAAACAAUCCCAAGCGGCACCCACACGGCCAUGGCCGCCCACCCCUCCUCCCCUCCCUCCCCAAACCCUAGGUAGCAGCACCAUCACCACCACCACCGCGGGAGCCUCCCUGCCUCGCAGGUCCCUGAGCCUCCAGCCCGGCGCCGAUCUGAGCCCCCGCCGCUAGGUCUCUCGGGAGGGGAAAGCGCGUCUUUUUUUUAGCCUUUGUCUUUUCGGCUGUGCUCGGUGGGAACUCCCGAGCUUCGGCGUAGCAUUUCUCGGGGAGGGCGGGGAUGGAGCCGCGGGUUGGGAACAAGUUUCGGCUCGGCCGCAAGAUCGGCAGCGGCUCCUUCGGGGAGAUCUAUCUCGGGACAAAUAUCCAGACCAACGAGGAGGUGGCGAUUAAGCUGGAAAAUGUGAAGACAAAACAUCCUCAGCUGCUCUACGAAUCAAAGAUUUACAGGAUUUUGCAAGGAGGAACUGGAAUCCCAAAUGUCAGGUGGUUUGGUGUAGAAGGAGACUACAAUGUCUUAGUCAUGGAUUUGCUGGGGCCAAGUCUGGAGGAUCUAUUUAAUUUUUGCAGCAGAAAAUUAUCUCUCAAGACUGUACUUAUGCUUGCCGAUCAGAUGAUAAAUCGAGUGGAAUUCGUCCAUUCCAAGUCAUUUCUGCAUCGAGACAUUAAGCCAGAUAAUUUUCUCAUGGGUCUUGGUAGGCGGGCUAAUCAGGUCUAUGUUAUAGAUUUUGGUCUUGCCAAAAAGUACAGGGAUACCUCAACUCAUCAACACAUCCCAUACAGAGAGAACAAAAACUUGACUGGGACAGCAAGAUAUGCAAGUGUGAACACUCAUCUUGGCAUUGAACAAAGUCGAAGAGAUGACUUGGAAUCUCUUGGAUAUGUUCUUAUGUACUUCCUACGGGGAAGCCUUCCUUGGCAAGGUCUGAAAGCAGGAACGAAGAAGCAGAAGUAUGAGAAAAUCAGUGAGAAAAAAGUUGCAACAUCAAUUGAGGCUCUGUGUCGUGGGUAUCCUACUGAGUUCACAUCAUAUUUCCAUUAUUGCCGCUCGCUUCGGUUUGAUGACAAGCCUGAUUAUUCCUACCUUAAGCGACUGUUCCGUGACCUCUUUAUCCGUGAAGGUUUUCAGUUUGACUAUGUAUUUGACUGGACAAUACUGAAGUACCAGCAAUCUCAAAUUGCUAGUGCCCCGCCUCGUGUUGCGGGCCAUGGUGCAGGACCUUCUGGGUUGACACCACCUGUAUUGCAGAAUGAUAGUCAAUCUGGUGCCGUUGAAGGGAGGAUUAGUGGUUGGUCAGCAAUGGACCGACGUCGUGCCCCACCACCCAUUGCAAGCGUGGGGACUUCAAAUAAGCAGAAAGCCCCUGUAGGAAAUGAUGCUCCUAUUUCUAAAGACCCUGCGAUAUCUGGCUUGAAUUUUUUGGGGCGGUCAAGUGGAUCGUCAAGGAGAGCUGCUGUUUCAAGUAGCCGGGAUGCUGUGGCAAGCGACACUUUUGAGCCUUCACGAUCACGCACGACUGAUGCAAGCCCUGGUGCAUUCCGUAGAACCUCAGGUGCUCAGAGAAGCCCACCGGUUGAUUCUGCAGAACCACAGCGUUCCUCUUCGGCCCGGCACUCAUCUAACCCGAAGAACUACGAGUCUGCCCUCAAAGGAGAUGCUACGAGGAGGAUGUGAAGUGCUAUUGCCAGAUGAUGGGGUGGUGGUCUUCUGGACACGGUAAAUAAGUGGUCAGCCCGAGGCACAAGGAAUGUAGCUCUCAUAAUUUAAUGUGAUUGGGGUGCUUCUGUAAAUGUCUUUAAUCUUUAUAGUUUACUAUGUGGCGCUUGUCGAGUUUGUUGUAUUAUUUCUAUUCCUUACGGUGCGCCUUGUCCAGUUGCCAUUGUCUUGGCACAGCCAAGUGCAGCUUGUAGGACUUUGUCUUUGGAAACUGGAACUUGACCAUGUAGAAUUUUUUCGUCGGUUCAUCGAACAAAUUACAAAUUUGGCUGGUAACAUUUCCUGACUAUUAAUGUGCCUUUGAGGAGCAA
This is a messenger RNA of Triticum dicoccoides, 2079 nucleotides long. Its product is annotated as casein kinase 1-like protein 2. Gene Ontology annotation, biological process: protein phosphorylation. The transcript has 15 exons. The coding region runs from base 332 to 1726 and encodes 464 amino acids. Lineage: Eukaryota; Viridiplantae; Streptophyta; Magnoliopsida; Poales; Poaceae. Gene Ontology annotation, molecular function: protein kinase activity; ATP binding. The record is from RefSeq and is a predicted model, not a curated record.